AUGGUCCGCCGCGUUGCACACCCUGCUCACGCGAUCCUUGACGCGUCUGGGCGGGCCAUCCGGACGUACACCAUCCAGCCGGACGUAGCCUUUGCUGGCGGCGUGCCGAUUGUGUCCGAGGCGCUGCUCCGUCUCGACGGCCCCUUUGCGGCGGGGCUCGCCGCGACCUGGCACAACAACAAGGAGGCCGAGAGCGCCGUGCUCGCGCAAACGCAGGCUGUCUGCGCCCUGAUUCGGGCGCCCGACCAGCCCGACAAGCUGCGCCUGCUGCAAGAGCUCCUCGGCCAGUGCGCGUGGGAUCCGACGGGGCGCGACGACUCGUCCAUCACGCCGAUCCACGAGACGCUCAAGACCGCCACCAUGCCGGUGCAAGAGAAGAUCGACUUCCUGGGCGUGCUCGCUGCGGCUGACGACUACUUCCUGGAGCACGUCGCCGCCGACACGUUGGCAAACAUACUUUACAACCGGCACCUCCGCGGCAAGAUCAUUGGUGAGCCCUCACUGGAGACAGUCCUCAACGAAAAGAUUCUCCUCGGCUUCGCGCCUGACCUCAAGCCGCCGCCCAUCAGCGGCUCUGGGCCUCUGGCCGACGUGAGGCAGUACGACCUGUUUGGCGACUCUGAUGACGACGAGCACAAGCCAAACCCAGGCCUAGACUCGCUGAUAGUGAUCUUUCAUGUGUUUGUCCACCUUGCGUUUGUUUCGUAA
Messenger RNA from Emiliania huxleyi CCMP1516, 708 nucleotides. RefSeq lists its product as hypothetical. The transcript has 3 exons. NCBI's taxonomy places the organism in Eukaryota, Haptophyta, Isochrysidales, Noelaerhabdaceae. The record is from RefSeq and is a predicted model, not a curated record. The coding region runs from base 1 to 708 and encodes 235 amino acids.